Molecule: messenger RNA, 5541 nt
Organism: Fonticula alba
Lineage: Eukaryota; Rotosphaerida; Fonticulaceae
Exons: 8
Coding region: 1-5541 (1846 amino acids)
Biological process (GO): positive regulation of Rho protein signal transduction
Molecular function (GO): guanyl-nucleotide exchange factor activity
Source: RefSeq, a predicted model, not a curated record
AUGAGACGGAUGCGCGCCUCGGCCACCGGCCGGCCUGGUGCCGGUGCCGCGGGCUACUCCAGCAUGACCGCCGCUCGGAAGAGCCUCAAAACCAGCGAGAACCAGGGCCACGAGGCCAGCACCCUGGUCUGGCUGAAGCAUGUGCUCACCGAGAGCCAGAUCGCCGGGGAGAUGGACCAGUGUUUCCGGACCCGCGCCGGCAGUUCGGCCGAGGAGGUGUGCAUCGACCUGGAGACCGACUUCUGGCAGACGAUCCUGCGCGGUGUUCUCCUCUGCGCCCUGCUGGAGUGCCUGCUUGGGCGGCUGAGCUUUCCCCGGCCGGCCGAAUGCGCCACCUUCACCUGGGUCGCGCGGCCCCGAUCGAUCGUGGAGUACUACAGCAACAUCAACGAAUUCCGGGCCACCUUUCAGCGCCUGCUGCAGCAGCGCUGCCCGGCCAUCCACCAGGCCCCGCCCGGGUCCAGCCCUUUGAACGACGACGCCGACCGGCCCUACUAUUGGGACCACCCGAGCAUUCUCAGCUGCGAUGUGACCCUCUAUACCGAGGCGGCCAAUCCGUCCAGCCGGUCGUCCGAGGCCGCUCGCUAUCACGUCAUCAAAACCAUCAACAUGAUGCGCUUUUUCAUGGAGCAGCUGUCGGAGAUCUUUGCCGAUGUCGACCGCUCGGGCCCGACCCCGGUGGCCGUUCCCCGGUCCCUGGCCAAUCUCUUCGGCCCGGCGGCCGAUGCCAGCCCCGCAUCUCCGCCGGCCGCCCGGUCGGUGGCGACCUCCUCGGCCACUGCCGAGUCUGCCGCCCCGGAGGAGAGCAGCCCCGGCCAGACGCCCAGCCAAUCGGUCCCGACGAAGGCCCCAACGCCCGGCGAUGCUGCCACACCUCCCAGUCCAACUGUCGGCCCUGAGCUUGAUGCCGCCAUCGGUGGCCCUUCUUCCGGCUUCGCGGCGGGUGCUCCUCCUUCUGCCGCCCCGGAGGAGAGCAGCCCCGGCCAGACGCCCAGCCAAUCGGUCCCGACGAAGGCCCCAACGCCCGGCGAUGCUGCCACACCUCCCAGUCCAACUGUCGGCCCUGAGCUUGAUGCCGCCAUCGGUGGCCCUUCUUCCGGCUUCGCGGCGGGUGCUCCUCCUGUGGCUCCUGCGGCAGCUGCCCCUUCCGACACUUCCCUCGAGACGUGUCCCGAGUCCGCCGCCGCCGCCGCCACCCCUUCGGAGGGGGGUCUUGCGCUUGGCGAUCCCCCGAGGCCCCCUCCGGCGGCUGACGAGGAGCCAACCGCCAAUCCGGCGGCCGACCCUGCCCCCAGCACGUCCGACAUGUUGAGUAGCACCCCCGCUCCGGGGGCCCCGGCCGAGCCUGCUGUCCCUCCAGCCAUGCCCGAUGCCGUGCCCGAUGCCGUGCCCGAGGACACAUCUCCGGGAGAGGCGCUGGACGCCUCGCCAGCUGAGAAUGUGAGUCCUUCGGACCUGGCCGCUCCCAUGCCCGAUGCCGUGCCCGAUGCCGUGCCCGAGGACACAUCUCCGGGAGAGGCGCUGGACGCCUCGCCAGCUGAGAAUGUGAGUCCUUCGGACCUGGCCGCUCGUCUGGACCAGGCCUUUUCCUUCGUUUCAACCAUCAUGGAAAUCGCCGAUGCCGAUGUCACGGAUUCCCCCGGUCCACCUGCCCCCCCGGCGGCCGAGCAGCCCUCUGCCCAGCCGUCCGAUGGGUCCCCGAUGGGGGACCCCUCCGUGCCGGUGCUGCCGCAAAUCGCCAGCAUGUCGGCCGGCAAGCUGCGGCGCAUCUCGCUGCCCCCCUCGCGCCUGGCCCCGCCAUCGGUCCCAAUCAACCUCUCUGGCACGGCCAUCUCCGAGGACGAUUCCUCCUCGAGCGAUGGGGAUUACAGCGAUUCCUCGGGUGACAGUGACACUCCGCCGGACAUGGCGGGCCUCGAGCUGGAUGCCGCUCACUGGCCGGAGCCCCCAAGCGCGGGGGCCGUGGUCUUUGCCACGGCCGCCAUCGGCGCCCGGGGGUCCACCCCGGAGCAGCCCCUCCUGUCGCUUGGACCUGGGGAUUUCAUCCGCGUGCAGGAGCCCCCGGCCAAGGCCACCCCGCCGGCCGCGGCCGGGUGGGCAUUUGGUCGUCAAAUGUGCGCCAAUGCCUUCCCCCCCGGGGCCGCCUGGGCCGCCGAGUGCGUGGGCUUCCUUCAGCAGCCGCCGGGCAGCCAGGAGGCAAGUAUGCCGGCCUCGGCAACCGAGCUGCUGGUUGCCCAUCGGCCGGCCGGCUUCUUCCCGUUGGCGGCCGUGCGUCGGCUGGCCGACCGGGCCCUGGUCCGGUUGUCGACGGAGGCCGAGCUGGAGCGCGACAUCCGCACCCAGGCGGACGCCGUCCUGCCGGAAUCCCUGCGCCCCGGGACCCCGGCCGUUGGCACUCUGAUUGACCAGCCCAGCCGCAGCACAAGCUCCAAGCGCCCGAAGAAGCCGGCCUCCGGGGGCGGGUCCAUUGGCCCGGCGGCCGGCGGGACCCUGCGACCGAUUGUUGUUCGCCACACGGCGGCCGACUCGCCAGGGGCCGACCUGCCGGGGGGGUCUGUCGGCAAUGUGGCCGCCCAGCCUCCCUGUGCCCUGAGCCAGAGUCAUGUGCUGUGGCGGGACACGGUCGACCCGGCCCUGGCGGAAGCCCUGCCGCGGGAUGCCCUCCGUCGCCAGGAGGCCAUCUUCGAGCUGGUUCGCACGGAGGGCAGCUACCUGCGCGAUUUGCUGGUCUUGGAGCUGUACUUCCAGCGACCUCUGCGCCAGGUGGGUCUCCUGUCGCUGCAGGACCCGGUUGCCGGGCAGGCAGCCGGCAUGCCGGCCGGGCAUCUGGCCCCGGAUGGCCGUCUCCCCCAGACCCGGCUCUUUGGCCAGUUGGCCGUCCUGCGAGACAUCAGUGCCCGGUUGUAUGGGCGCCUGCGGGCGGCGGCCCUGGCCUGCCCAUUGGUAGAUGUGCUGGCCCCGGCCAUUCGCCCGAUUUUGCCCCUCUUCCGGGCGUAUGUGGCCCACUGCUCCGGCACGCCGGCGGCCCUGGCCCUGGUGGCGGCCCUGCGUGCGGGGGAGUAUGGAUCGCGCGCGGCUGAUGCCCUGCGCGGUCUAGAUGGCGCGGCCUUCCUGCCCGGGUCGCCUGCCCGCGGGCUGGCCCUGAGUUCCUUCCUGCUGACGCCGGCCCAGCGUGUGUGCAAGUACCCGCUGCUGCUGCGGGAGAUCCUGCGGUACACGCCGGAAGGCCACCCGGACCAGGCCGCCCUGGUGGACAUUCUCCAGCAAAUGACCGACAUCGUGAACAUGGUCAAUGAGGAGAAGCGUGCGCUCGAGGCGGCCGAGCGCCUGGUCGCCUUCGAGCGGCGCUUCGCCAAGCUUGGCCAGGCGGAUUCCUUCCUGCCGGGUCCGGGGUUCGGUGGCGGCCCGGCCGGCCAGCGGCGCCGGAUCAUCCAUAGUGUGCACUCGGUCUUCGUGGCGGCUCCCCCGCCCGGAGGCAUGGGGCCCGCCUCCAAGCGCCGGAGUGCCAGUCUGGUGGACUCGCACCGGCGGCGUGGGCUCUUCGGCGAGCGCGUGGAACCGGCCCUGGUCGGCGAGCCGCGUGCCAUUUACAUCCUCGACGAUCUGCUGGUGGUGGUGCGCGCGGUGCUCGGCUCCGGAUCCGGUGCCGGUGGGGCCGGCGGAUCGCUGUCGGGCGGAUCGCUGUCAGCCGCCACCGGGGCCUCUCUCGGGGCGGUGGCCGGUGCCGCGGCCACCGGCGGCGGAUCCUCCAGCGGCCUGGCCGGCGCCGUGUCCGGGGUCCACCCCAACUCCCUGCUUGAUGGCCCGCCGGCCGAGCAGCUGCCCGGGGGUCCGGCUCGACUGGAGCUGGUCGCUCGGUGGCCGCUGGCCCGGGUUGAGGCCAUCCCCCUGCCUGGGGAUGUCAGCGGCACGGCCAUGAUCAUCUCCCUCCUGCCGUCGGUUCUCCUGUCCAAAGCCACACCCGACAUCAUCGAGGAGGUGGAUGGCGAUCCGAUGUCCUCCUUCUUGUCCAAGCUCUCCGGCGACUUCCAGUCCCGGCCCAUGGUCUUCCUGGCCACGCGGACGCCGGAGCAGCGGAAUGCUCUCUUUGAGGACAUUUCCACCAACCUGAUCGAGCUGCUAAAGAACCGUGAUCCGGAUACCCUGAGCUUCGCUUCGUAUCUGGGGCUCGGCGAGAUGGCCGAAACGUAUUGCUCCCCGGUGGAGGAGGCUUCUGCGGGCUCGGCGACCGGGGGCGCGCCCUCCGUCCACUUGUCCAGUUCCUCGGCCUCCCUGAGCUCGGUGGCCUCUUCGCAAUCCGGGCACUCGGUCUCCGGCGGGGCUGGGGGCUCGGUGCGUGGCCUGUCCACCAGUGGCGGGACUUCCAUCCUCCGGACCCUGUCAUUGUCAUCCUCCACCCGGAUGUCAGCCUCCCGGAGCCGGCCGCAUAUUCUGGCCGACACCUUUGAGCAGCCGCGCGCACGGGCCCUGUCGACCAAUUCCUCCAAUGAGGAGGGCCCGGCUUUGGCCAUGGGGGCCCGCGAUCCCCCCCCGGCCUCGGCGGCACCAGCCGCUGGGCAGCUUCUCUUGCCGCCCACCGGCAUGGCAGGGGGCCUGUCCCGAACGGGGUCUGUCGACCGGGGCCCCGGCGGGGCCGGUGGCGGCCAUCUAUCUCCCUCCCCCUCGCACCACUCUUUCCGGUCUUCGGGGCUUUCCAUCCACUCGGCCUCGGGCGCCGGGGAGUACUCCCCGCCGCUGGCCCUGGCGGAUGCCCUCUUCACACUCCGCCCCGAUGGCCCGGGGCUCCCGGCCUACUUGGCAGAGUUCCUCCAGUCGGAUGUCAGUCUGUGCCGCGCUCUUCCCUCGUCCCGGCCCAGUGUCUCCUUUGCCUCCCUCGAAAGCAUGGCCUUCCCCCGGACGGUGGACGCCUCGUCCAAACUUGAUGCCUCGGACCCCUUCUCACUGCCCUCUUUCAAUGUUCUGGGGGCUGUGCGCCGGACCGGCGUCAAGAACCGCUUCCAGCGCCUGACCGCCUCGGCCGGCUUCGCCUUCGAGGUGUCCAUCUUCGAGCCCGCUCUCAAUGUCCUGCUCCCGGUUCAGGGAGAGCCGCCUGCCCAACGUUGCGUUUACAAGACCUUCGAGGAUUUCUUCCAGCUGCACUUUACCCUGAGCAGCCGCUGUGGCAGUGGCCGCUCGGAGGGGGGGCCCGGCGCCGGCGCCGUGGCCCCUGCCAGCCCCAGUGCCCAAGACUCCGGCCGGUCCCCGGAGCUUUUGGCCCUGCUGUCUGGCACCCAGCACCUGUCUUCCUUUGGGCAUUUCGCCCACCUUCCCCUGCCCCAGGUCCCGCAGCAGUCCACGCUGACCAGCGAGACGGUGUUGGAGGAAAUGCUGGAGGAGUUGAACCGUUACGCCCAUCGCGUGGUGCUGGCCAUUCAGCUGGCGCUACAUGUGGCUGUGGCUCGCGCUCCGGCGGGCGCGCAGCCGGAGAUCCCCGACUGGCUGCUGACUGCCAUCACGCUGGUCCGGGAAUUCUGUGAUGCCGAUGGGGCACAGCUUCGGUGA